Molecule: messenger RNA, 3132 nt
Organism: Planococcus citri (citrus mealybug)
Lineage: Eukaryota; Metazoa; Arthropoda; Insecta; Hemiptera; Pseudococcidae
Product: ATP-dependent RNA helicase DDX18-like
Exons: 9
Coding region: 319-1794 (491 amino acids)
Biological process (GO): maturation of LSU-rRNA from tricistronic rRNA transcript (SSU-rRNA, 5.8S rRNA, LSU-rRNA)
Cellular component (GO): nucleolus
Source: RefSeq, a predicted model, not a curated record
UUACACGAUAAAUAAAUAAUACGUAUAUCUACAUACUACUCAAACAGCUGCAGAAGUCUACUGGUGGAGGCGGGUAGCCGUCGCUGGAGCUGGAAUGAAGAAAUAAGCCGAACCGAAAAGAAAGGGCCCAAAACUAAAGCAACAAUUCGCUACACUUCACACUAAAUUUCUAGCAUUUGUUAUGGUUUUAUACUUCGUUUAGACUAAAGAGUCAGGUGUACGUUCGCUUGAUUCAUUUCAUAAUCGUUUCAUUCUCUUUGUCGGAGAAAAAGUUAUAGAAUUUUAGGUGAAAAAGAGUAGCAGAGAUAAAAUACAAAAAUGUCGAAAUCUACAUUAUUGGAAAAUAUAGAAAUACCGGAAACACAAUUCUGUUCUAAUGCAGAAUCGUUCAUAACGCGGGAACAGUUACUUGGCAAUUUGAAAAAUAAAGUUUCCGAAAGCUUAUUGAAAGAUAUUAAUGAUUUCAAUCUAACAAUAAUGCCAGAUUUUCAAGCGCAAGCCAUUCGAUACCUUCAAAAAAACUAUAACAUAGUUAUAUCUACGAGGAGUAGUUGGAACAUGCAAUUAGCAGUUGCAUUAGAAUUACUUGAGUCGUUUUUUAUAACCCAGUGUACCAGGGAAAAUCGGGAUUACGUUUGCUUGAACCUUUCCUGUACUAGGGACAGCUACCAAACAAUGCUUAUUCCUCCUGAAAAAAGGAUACAGUCAGAGUAUCCUUACUCCAGUGGAAAGUGGAAGAAUUGUAAUUUAUGGUGGAGAGCGACAAUCAACAUUGCAUCUCGAAGUAAAAGAAAGCCAUUAAACUAUGCGCGCCUCUCUGGAAGAGUGCCUUACUCACUUAAAGACCGUUUGCGAACAUUGCCACCUGAAUCAUUUUGUUUAGUCGCCGUUGAAGCUGAUCUUUCCAAAGAUUCGUUCACAAGAACGCUGCUUAAAGAAAUUUUCGCUCUUCUGCCCAGUGUAUUCAGGCAAUUUAUCAUUUUUAGCGUUGAUGGCCAAGAACAGUACGUUCUCCGUAUGGAACGCAUGACAUUGGAACGACAACGUGUACCUAUUUAUUUAGAUAUUCUUCAAGAUAUUACACACAAAAGCUUAGAAAGACGUUAUAUCGUCUGUCCAUCAAAUAAAAAAAUGUUGUUAUUGCUAUCUUUUUUGAAGAAAAAUAUCAAUAAGAAAAUAAUAGUCGUCUGUUGUUCAGUUUUCAUGUUGCUUGCGUACAAAGGACUUAUAACACGCCAUAUCCGUGCUCCACUCAUGACCAUCUCUGAAGGACAACAAAAUGUAACUUCGAGAUUUGCGCAAAUCAAAAGAGGUAUCUUAUUAUGCACACCAAAAACUGCCAGAGGAUGGGAUUUCCCUCGUGUCGACUGGGUCGUUCAUCAGAGUCACGGUUUUUGUUGUUCCAUCCUGAGUUAUAUUGAUCAAAUACGAAGUGUGCGUAUUGUCAGACAUGAACAUUAUAUUAGUACAAUCGGACAAGAAUUAUUUAUACUGGCAACGGAAGAAGCUAACACCUGGUUGGAAACUCUGAAACAAACUCGGUUUAUUUCAAACAAAAAUGAGAUUUCAUGGGCCCCACAUUUUUAUGAUAAUUGGAUCGCUUUUGUGUUCGAAAAUCCAUUACAAGUUGACAUUCUUUACAAAUUCCAACUUUUGAGAGUUAUCUUAAGAUAUUUUCGGCGAAGGUUACGUUGUACCAAUUCAGCUACCUAUUACUUGACUGAAAAUUCAAAGACUGAAAUCAACUCAGGAAACAGUUGUAAGCAAAACGUGUAUAGAAGUAUGAAGUUUUAGAAAAUAAAAAUAAGAUUCCAAAAUUUCACUGCAUAAUAGUAAGGCUGUACCCACCGUUCUCAAUGAAGGUGACGAACUGAAGAACUUCUCUUCAAUUUUAUAUGAAAGUAUGUUAAUUUAAGCAAGAGUCUAGAAAUGAAAUUGAAAAUUGCUAGAGAAAAGCGAACUUUUGCUGGAGGCUCUAGAUCGACUCGAAAAUGCUGGCAAAUGACAAUCGAUUUGGUGGAGGGGGAUCGAAUUUGGAAAGUAGACAAAGUUAUGAAAAAUUUGUAGCAAAAUCAACGCUAUUGAAUUUUUUUGAAAAUUUUCAAUCUGUAUAAAACAUGAAAAUUUCAAAUAAGAGGUCUUUUUUUAACCCCUCCCCCAUCGAUUAUCGCAAUUUUCAAAUCAACUACAAAUAAAUCUCGAAAUAAGAAAUCUUCAUUUAUUUUGUUUUAUUUCAAAGAUAUUUUUAGACAAUACAUUAUAAAAAUUAUUAACAGACAAAUGGCAAAAUAUUUUAUACUCGUAAAAAGCAAUCUUGUACAAAUAAAUUAUUACUAAUUUAGAAAAAGAAAAUGUACAUAUGACUUAGAAAGUUAAUUAUAAUCUAGCUCGAGUAGAAGUAAAGACCAGUUGGUUUUUUAACCUGUCCUAUGAAAGAGACCGGCUAAAUAUAAUUUUUAAAAUAUUUUUAUUUUCGUAUUUUUAUUAACAUGUAUAAAUAUAUCAUACAUAAUUUACAUAUAACGUAUAUUAUCACAAAUAAUGAUAGGAAAUGGUCUAACGUGGAAUUACCCUUUGAAAAUCUAAACUGAAAUUCCGUUUCUUCGUAUAAUUUUUCAUCAUUUUGAACGAUAAUAGAAAAUAAAAAACAAUUACAAGCAUAGAUACAAUUUUUUAUCAGCUGUUUUUUAAAAUAAAAUUAUGAAAACAAUUUAGACAAAAAAGUAAUAAUAAAUAACCAGAAACAACGAAAUAAACCAAUUAAAAAAAGAAAAAAAACGCGUUUAAAUAUCAAAUGAAAAAUUAGAAAUAUAUAAAUAAACGAAAAAAAAAAUAAUAAUAGAAGUGAUCACCCAAAAAAUAAUAAUAACAUUUUAUUAAAUGGCAAAUGAUGACUACCGAGAGAGGAAAUAAAUGUCUUUUUUAUUUUUAUUAAAUCUAAAUUAAAAUAUUAAAACAUUAAUAUUAAAAAUAGGUACAAGAAUUGUUCACAUUUUGUACGCGUAAGAAAACAUCGUUCUUAGUACUUGGCAAGAACCUGCACACAUAUAUUCGCCAUUUUUUUUUCAUUUUUUCAUUUUUUUAUUCUCCCAGAGUUGAUUUUUUGUUUGUUUUUUUUUUUUUACUUAAUUU